Molecule: messenger RNA, 723 nt
Organism: Solenopsis invicta (red fire ant)
Lineage: Eukaryota; Metazoa; Arthropoda; Insecta; Hymenoptera; Formicidae
Product: probable salivary secreted peptide
Exons: 1
Coding region: 77-478 (133 amino acids)
Source: RefSeq, a predicted model, not a curated record
CGAGUGCUUGUUAUGCUAACAGACUUCGAGUUGCCUUCCUACAGCGACAGCAACGCGAAGUGUGAAAUAAGUCAAAAUGUCGUCGUACAAAUACAUAAUUGGUUUGGCCGUUUUGGUUGCCGCUCUGUUCACUGUCACCACCGUACCAUCCGCUAGUGGAGCUGUUGCUUCCUAUGCCCCAGCCAACAAGUCGCAUCAUCUGAUCGUCGGCUACAGGAUGUCCGGAGACAGACUUGUCUACAGAGAAAACAUUAACAAGGCUUCUAGCUGGAUGAAGGUUACGAUUGUUGAAAAGGCCUUCAAUGUCUCAAAAUGGGAACGUAUCACUAUGGUUCAAGCAUUGGACCAGAAGACGAAUGGAAACGGCGCGUAUGCUAACAUUCUGAAAGGUGGACCUGGAUACAACAAUGUCACCAUAAGGUUCAAGAGUCAAAGAGGUCACGGCAUUAACUUCGUCGUUCAGCUUUAUGCACGAUGAAUAAUCAACCAUAGUGGAAAAUAUACUUCUAUAACUGGUACGACAAUUUCUAAAGAGACGAUUAGGAUGAAGCAGUAAGAAUCAAUCUUAAAAACUACAUCUUCGAGUUCUAAGCUAUUUAUUAUUGAAACACUAUUGCCACUGUCGCUAAAAGAAAACUGUCAUUGAUUUUAUUUUUGUUAUUUACUUUAGCUUUUUGAUUUCUGAAUGUAUGACCAAUAAAUUAACAUAAUUGAUUGAUAUAA